Molecule: messenger RNA, 7064 nt
Organism: Osmia lignaria (orchard mason bee)
Lineage: Eukaryota; Metazoa; Arthropoda; Insecta; Hymenoptera; Megachilidae
Gene: Rab32
Product: RAS oncogene family member Rab32
Biological process (GO): endosome to lysosome transport; phagosome-lysosome fusion
Cellular component (GO): lysosome; trans-Golgi network; phagocytic vesicle
Molecular function (GO): GTPase activity; GTP binding
Source: RefSeq, a predicted model, not a curated record
UUUUGGUGCGGCCAUUCGGAAACACAGCCAGAGAGAUUGUUGGAAAUUAGUCGAGUUUUCUAGACGGUAGAAUUACGGUCUUUUCUAGCUUCCCCACAGGAUUUGCAUUUAAAGAGUGCCGGCUCUAAGAGGGCGCGAACGCCUGUAGAAAAAAAGGGCAGUAGCGUAUAAUAACGCAGUAGGAAGAACUUGUAGGAUGUCUUGUCAGUCAACAGUCUUAGAUAUUCAUGGGAUUCUCCCCUUCGAAGCGACGAGGCUGCAUGUCGCGUACAAUUCGACUUACUGUCAACUUUUUGGGCCGACCUUUCACCGUCCACCAUUUCCCUUUACGUUUUCUUUCUCCUUUCAUCAGACCAAUCUUUUCCAGACGAUCAUUAAGAAAAUUUCAGAUGAAUAAUUAACCCCGAUAGGAAAGGAAGUUUAGUCUUCGUUAAUAAAUCAGGGAAGAUUAUCAAAGUCCCACGAAUUUCUCGGGAAUGUUACUGUUAAUGUCAAAUUCAAUCUUAGUGAUAGUAUUUAUCUGAUUGUUACAUAAUCUUAUUUACCGCUACUCGACAGAUAUGCAACCGUGAAUUAACCUUACAUGUACGCCUACGCAAAUAAAUUUAUAUAAACAACUUUCUUUCCAACACAUAGAUCGAUAUAAAAAUAUAACUUUGAUGGUGCAAAGUUAUCAGAUGGUUUUGUAACGUGGAAAUCUUUUUCCAUGAAUCGUAUGCCCUUCGAAUCGUUGCUCGUUUACCAAGAAUUCUCCUUUUUUUCCCCAGCCUCUUCUUACAAGCACACAUGGUAUUCUAAUUAAUUAUAAAUUCAUGAUGCGUAUGUGCGCGAUUGCACCAUUCAGAAAUAAUCACGGACAUAUUUAUCUCGAGGGGGUGCAGAAACAAGUAUGCCUCGUUACAUAAACAUCUUGAAAAUUAUUUGAUUUAUGGAAACAUAGAAUUGUAGAUUUUUCAAUGAGAAUAUCGAAGAAGAGUUUCUCAUUGGGAAAAGGGAAACACAUCUUCUUCAGCAAGUGGAAAAGCAUAAUUACACCUACGCGGUGUACCGUUUAAUUAACAUUGUCGAGGACGAAACGCGUACUCUGUCCGACAUAUCGUGACGAAUUAAUGGGGCAUAUGAUAAUCACUACGAUCCAUCGAUCCUCCAUUCUCCAGGAUCUAUGCUCGACGAUCUAUUGUUUAUUUCACGCACCGCGACUUUCAAUCCUCUUCAUAAUUAAUGGCCGAUCAAAAAUCGUUUGUAGGUCAAUGGUUAGCUUUGCAUACUUAUUCUCUUGUGAAUCUCGUAUCUUAAAUAUAAAUGGAACAUUGAAAAUCGAUGUAGCUCCAGGAUGGUUGGUGGUAUUUCAGAAACGGGUCGAAAGGUGAGAAGAGAAUAUCUGAUGUAAAGAAAUAGAAAUAGAAAGAAUUGUAUAAAAAAUAACUUCUUGGAAUGAGAUUAUUUGUCAUUGUCCCAUUAAUAGUUUCUAAGAAUACCGUGCGUGUUGGAAAAGUGAAAAUUAUACAUUUCCCAUAAUCAACGUGGAAAACUGUUAGCAAUCUUGGAACCUCGAGAAGAAGAACUUGAUUCAAAAUCAAAUGCACCCUAUUAUGAAAUGAAAUUCAUUUUGUUUAACCUCUGACACAAUUUGCAAUUUACAUAAUCACCUGUUGAAUCGUAAAACCUCGUCAAGUGCGUCGUGAAAAUUUAUUAGGAUCGCAAAAACCAGUAGAUUACAUAAAACACGCCGACAUGUAUGAGAUCCGGGGGACAUUGAAUUAUUGACCAGUCAACACGGUGCAUUGAUCGUUAUUCGAUAAAACUAAUUACACCGCGAGUUGAUUGAAAAACAGUCCGAAGACUGCCUUGACUGAACCUGUCCCCUUAUUUGCAAAUGUCAUCGAUUUUGCGAAAUAAACUUACAUAAUUUUUAUUCUUAUCCCUUGGAAAUGGUUUCUCUUCGCAAGGGACUGAACCUUGAAGACCAUGACCUUUGAAAAUGACUGAAAAUCCAAUCUGAUACAAUAAUUACAAUAAUUGCUCGUCAAUGUUGAAUUACGCUUAGAUAAAGUUUACAUAAGCACGGUGAGAGGGUAUACGGUGGUAUGUAGCACAGUCGUUGUAAAUGUUAUGCAACUUGCGAAUUCCAUAGAAUCGACGUUCAUAGCUCGGAUUCGCGGAGGAUCCGCUAUCUGUGAUCUCAUGAUCCCUUCAGUCAACCGCAGAUCGAGAUCUGGUAUCUCGAAUCGGGACCAACGCGUUUCUCGAAGUAGAAGCAUAAGCAUUUGAAGGUGACAACCAUUAAUAUUGGGAUUCUUUAUUAUGCCAACAACUGUCAUCUCCGCACGGUAGACAGAUUUUUAGCGUGUAACUCGAAAAACAGACAACAGGUUACAUAACGAUACUCGCUCGACGAGGUGGAGGUGAACAGAGCGGAGGUAAGAGGUCUUGCGGCUCACCGCACGCUGUCUAAAGCCUCGUGGUACUCGUGUUACGCCUACGUCGUUACGGAAUUGUUCCCUUGGACCAAGAAGCGUGGAAAAACUCGUCUCCUCUCGCGUUAACCUGGCUGCAAACGUUUCACGCUUUCGUGGAGGGGUACAGGUACGCUCCUCCUCCCACGUACCCCGUACACGGAUUUUUACCCGAGCUUUUAGUACGGUCCCGAGCGUCGCGACGUUCCAUUUGCAGUGUCGCGAGAGUGGUUGUUUUGUCACGUUUGUUUACCUCCUCUUUUUGUCGCCGUGAGAAGAACGAUGAACGAACUAAGCGGUUAAUCGAACGCUUGCGAGGCUUCCUCUGCCGAGCAGAUUUGAUUUUUCACUGAGGGAUGAAAGUGAAAUAAUCCCUGUCGUGUUAACACGAUCAAGUCGAAUGAAAUUUUCUAUUGAUAAAUUGAACCGUGUUUGAUUUUAUUUCAUAAUUAAAAUCCGGGUGCGAGCAAGAGUGGGGUUGUGUUGAAAGAGCAGCUAAGUAAAUCUAUUCUAGAACGUGUCAGCGAAGCGUAUCGACUCGUCUGGCGAGCGUCGAGCCGGCUGCUGACGAUGAACCCCCGUAUUACGAAGGGUUAGAAGGUGCGAAUCAACCGCAGACCGAGGCUCUAGCCACUGGAACCGGUCUAACCUCGACUCCCAGGCUUCUCCGUUUCAAAAGAUCCAAGCGUCCGCGUCGCGUCGUCCGCGAAGCGGGGCCGACAACCGAGGGAGUCGGUUGUUCCCGGCUUUCUUUGCUAGCCCCUCGCCAGGAGCAACGGGAAAAAGAGGAGGAAACGGAGGGGGAAACGUGUCGGAUUAUCCGUAGCUGGCCGAUCGGACCUAGAAAGUCAGCUCUUCUAAGGUUUCCACGUCCACCAGAGGAAGCCAGGCCGUGGACUGCGCCGUCGAUCGGCAGAGUGAGACACAAAACAAGUUGUACACGCGCGUCGUCGCUCAUCCUCCGAAGAUUCAACCUCUCCUUCUCACCUAUCUACCCCUUCUUCGUGCGAGGAUGGAUCGAAACGAGAGCGCAAACGAGGGUGGAAGCUCGCCCGACACGGUGAUCGCGCGUUCUUCCGACGGGGAGGAGGAGGAAGAAGAAGAGGAAGAAGAGGAUCGUGGCAAGUACGGUUGCAGCACUUCUGGGGAAUACGUGACCGUCGGUGACAGUAGUUCCAGUCUGGACACCCUGACCAGUUCGGGCGCUACGGGAACAGCGCCCUCCGCGGAUACGACCACCGUGGAGGACAAGAAGAGGGGAAGAUUCGGCGCGCUUAAGAGCAGCUUCCGUAAAGAGGGUGGUUUGUUCAAGAUCAGAAAGAAGAAUAGGUCCAACGACGAGACGGUCGCCGAACUGGAGCCGGAUGUUGACGAGAAAGAAGGGGGGCGCAAACGGAGCCCGGAAGAGGAGAACGAACGCAAGGGUGGCUCGGUAACGGCCUUGAAAAAGAAGAAGAAAAAGUCUCACUCGUUGGUGCACAAGCUGAGCUUGAACAAAUUUCGUUUGUCGACGGAACAAGAGCCAAGGCACACGCCCGAAGGUGGCGACAGCAGCCGAUCUCAGAGCCAAUCGUCGCAAGAAUCGCCUAGUCUCUCGGACAGCCCGUCCAGGAUCACGAGGAAGGGGCAGGAGAUCGAAAGGCUUGGCCAUCGGGACGGCUUCGAGGCUCUGAAAGAGAGGGAAAGAGAGAAGGGAGAGACUAGGAAAUCGGAGAAGCUGACGGUGAAACCGGUGAGCACCGUGACCGUAGUACAACGCAGGUCGCCGUCGUUGACCAUCAGGAGCUUUUCCAAGAACGAACCUGAUCUUCAGAUAGCAGAGAAGUUAUCCCAACAGGAAACUCCGUGCAGCUCGACGCUUCCGUACGCGAUUUCCAAAUGGGCUGAACAAAAAAGCGGAAAAUCGAGCAGUGAUUCUUCGAGAAAAACGAAAUUGAAUAUAAAAUCCGAGUCGGAAUCGGGGAUAUUGAAAUCAUCCCCUCACGAGGUCCGCCGGAAGUUGUCGUUACUGGAGGAGAAACGAGCUAUCUUUCAACGACGAUUGUUCGAGACCACUCGGGACUCGGAUUCAGGUGAAACCGUGAUCGCGGUCACUGUAGACGACGAAGAGAGGACGACAACCACGAAGAAGGAGGAGAAACGUGAAGAGGGUGUGAAAAAGAAAGCUAGACACAUCAGCGUGAAGAAGUUUGAUACGUUCUCCACGUUCGAAGGUACAUUCGACGAGGAAACUGGGGUUGGUUACCUGGCCGGUACCGAAGAGGAUUACACCGAGAGCUACGAUAGACAGAACGACGGUUACGCGAGUGUUCCGACCGCCAUGGGACCCAUGGUGGGCAGCGACACCAUAGAGAAGGCGAAGAUCGCCAGUCAGGAUAGCAUGUCGUCACAGAACAAUGCGCCGAAUGCCGGAGUAGGCGAGAAACGAGAGCACUUGUAUAAAAUCCUGGUGAUCGGCGAGUUGGGAGCCGGAAAGACAUCCAUCAUCAAGAGAUACGUUCAUCAAUUCUUCUCUCAACAUUAUCGCGCGACGAUUGGUGUCGAUUUCGCAUUGAAAGUGUUGAACUGGGACCCACAUACCAUCAUAAGGCUCCAAUUAUGGGAUAUCGCAGGUCAAGAAAGGUUUGGCAACAUGACCAGAGUGUACUACAAGGAAGCCGUGGGUGCCUUCAUAGUAUUCGACGUAACGAGAAGCGCAACCCUAGACGCGGUGGUGAAAUGGAAACAGGAUUUGGACUCGAAAGUGCAGCUUCCUGACGGUUCACCGAUUCCUUGUGUCCUCCUGGCUAACAAAUGCGAUCAGCAGAAAGAGGGUCUGGUGAAUUCGCCCACGAAAAUGGACGAGUAUUGCAAAGAGAAGAACUUUGCCGGAUGGUUCGAAACGUCUGCCAAGGAGAACAUAAACAUCGAGGAGGCAGCGCGAUUUCUCGUCAAUAAAAUACUCCAAAACGAUCAGCUGAUGAAGGGUAACGGUUCCCAGGACCAGACAGACGGUGAAAGAUUCGCGUUGAACCAAUCACCCUCCAGCUCAAAGAAAUCCUGUUCCUGCUGACGAAUCGGUAAAUCACCGAUAGCAGGAUCAUCCGGUCCGUUAUCAUCCUUUCGUCGCCGUAUUGCCGUCGGUGCCAUGACACGAAAGUCGCGUUCCAUUUGGUCCACAAAGGCCACCAUGUUUCAUCUUCAUGGGAAAAGAAUCGUUUAUUAUGCGAACGAUUGCGUUUUACGAUCGACCCACUUCCUGAAUGUCUUUGAUUCGUAUCCUCGUGAAUAGUAAUUGAUUUUGUAUCAAUUCUUAAAUUUGUCCAUUGUACAUACACGUGCUGCCUGGUUCACGAAGGGUUGCAUUUAGGGGAUGUUGAUUGGAAUGCUGAAGCUGGGAUGAGAAAGAGAUUUUUCUUUCAGUGUGGAAAAUUUAAAGUUACGGAUCACGCGAUAAGUUUUUCAUUUUUUUUUUUCUUUUCAUUUUCCUUUGCAGUAUUAAAUCUGUAAGGAAGAUUUCAUGGGAAUAAAGUUUAGGAAUAGCGAGAGGGUAGUGUGGAAAAGUUUAGGGUUGAGAAUCACGCGAUAAAUGUAAGAAAUUUUCAAUUUUUCCCAAUUUUCUUUCACAGUAUUACUUCAGCAUUCCCGGGUCAAUGUUUUCCUGCAAUUUUGUACUUAUCACUUUUGAAAAUGAUGGAACGAUUGCGAAACAACGAACGACGUGGGAAGUUCGAAAGUACACGAGGACCUUAAUCGAUAGUAGAUUGAAAGUAAACAUUGUUCAAGACUUUCUACCUUCGUUGAGAUUAUCACGAAUGAUUCUUUGAUGCCAGAAAUACAUUUUAGAACACUGAUUUCACGUUUUGCUAUAUCUGUGCAGUAUUUCACGCGAAAGAACUUCCAAUAGAAUGAUAUAAUUGCUGAUCUUUUUUAAGGUUUAUAAUCAUUCUCGUCUGGCAACAAAGAAUUGAGGAAUUAAAAAUAAGCGGCAACAUUGAAAUUCUAUGAAAGAAUGAUAUAUUUUUAAUCGAUCAUUAUUGGCACGAACAUUCCAUGAGAAAUAAAUCUUUUUUUAAGUGGAAUUUUAAUGAAGGUUGAAUGAAAAGCUAUACUAUAAGCUACAGGUCAUUUGAUAUGCAAUAACUUAAUAAUUCCUUUCCAUUCCACGAUGCGAUUGAUGUAUCAUGGACACGGCUGUAAACUAAUGUUAACUAAUUUUAACCAAGACUACGUAAAAAAUAAAGAUAAAAAGGAAGAAGAGGGUAGCUAAUAGGUAGCUGACUAUCGAUCGUACCUUUAUUAAUAAGUCUAGUUGUGUAAUCGAUUCUCUGACGAACAGAUCCGUCGAAACUGUUCAAUAAAAAAGACAAAAAUAUAUAUACCGAAAUGUUUUUUAUACAAAACUAACGCAAUUAUCAGUGUUAAGCAUACGAAUAACAACGAACUCAACGAUUCACGUUUUUACAUCACGAUUUUUGAACACUGAGGUGCCACGUGUUCGCCACAUAUUUUCGAUAUGGAGUACUUUUAUUCGUGCGUAUUCUGUAUAUUCUAUUUAUAAAUAUAUACAUAUAAGAAGUAUGUUAUAUAUAUAUAAUUUAUAGUAAAUCGAAUUGAGAUUUAAUAUAA